Molecule: messenger RNA, 1605 nt
Organism: Penicillium waksmanii
Lineage: Eukaryota; Fungi; Ascomycota; Eurotiomycetes; Eurotiales; Aspergillaceae
Exons: 3
Coding region: 1-1605 (534 amino acids)
Biological process (GO): mitochondria-nucleus signaling pathway; negative regulation of transcription by RNA polymerase II; regulation of nitrogen utilization
Cellular component (GO): cytoplasm
Source: RefSeq, a predicted model, not a curated record
AUGCCUCUAACAACACCGGUUUUGACGGUGGAUGCCGAUAAUAUUCACAAGGUCGACACCGCCAAUGCUCAAAGCCUUCAUGGAAUGUGGAUGGUAUUCUCCAAAUGUGCCGACUACAUGGACCAAGGCCGUCGGCUCGAGAACCUAAGCUGGCGUCUAUGGACCCGUGAAACCUUUUGCGUUGAGCCCGAGAAAUCAAGUGAGGUCUCGGUCCUCCCGAAAUUGCGCUCCGAUGCUGGCGAUCUCCCGGAGCUCUCCGCGAGUGUUGAGUCGGCUGCGUCCGAUCAAGCCGAGCGCAUUGAAGCUCAUAUCAAGCGCCCGCAAUUCUCUGACUACCGACCCGCCGUGGUACGUGAAGACUCCCUGUCUAGCCUCGGCCGUGGCAAGGAGAAGCACAUCACCUCGCUCGACCUCGAGCGUAUGGUCCUCAACAUCAAAGAGCGGAAAUGUCUGGAGCCUCUGACCCCGACGAUCGAGCCUGCUGCGCCCGUCGUCGAUAUCACCCCGCGACCCUCGACUCCUACUCCGACUCCUCCUUCGAUCUCUACCGUUCCGUUGUUCGGGGGGUUUUCUCCGUCGCAUAUCUCAUCGUCCUUUCGGUCGCAACCUAAGCUGUCUGUCGACCCGAGCCCAUCCCGCAGUGCUACUCAACUCAAGCCGUCCCCUCUUAAGAAGAAGGGAGGUAUGUUUAUGCUCGGUGGUUCCUCCGGAGACGAUGAUGAGAGUUCCUUUGAAGACCGCAUGGUCCGCCCGCAGGCACUACAACAGAAGAUGCCCUAUGGAUCGUCAUUGAAACCUACCACUAGCAACCCGAGUUCUUCCAAGAAGGUUGCCUCUUUUAGUGAUGAAGUUGCCACCCGGACCAUUCGACCUUCCAAGAGUCCCCUCAGCGCCGACGAGGAUGCCAUCGAAACCGACGACGAGGUCUCCGAGAGCGCCAUCGAGGACGACGAAGACUCCGAUUGGGAAGACUCCAUUACCGAAAGUGGCACUGCGAGCAUUGACGAACGACCGGAGAUGUUCCAACGGGUGGAUUCUCGUCCGAAUUUGGUAUCCCGCCGGUCGCUCCUCACCAUGAUGAUGCACCAGCCGACCAAGAUGAACAUGAAUGGAAACGCAUUCCGGUCCAGUCCCGCCCUACAGCGAUCUCGCCUGACAUCACCCAAUGGCCCAUCUAUCCCUACCUCGCCCCCCGAGAAUGACGAGGAGAGCCUCACUAUGCGUGGUCCUGACGUACCUCGAUCCAAACCCAUCGGCAUGAAGGCGCCUGGACCUCAGUCAGUCGCUCACUCGCCACGUACCACCCGCCGAAACAUGCUUGCGACCGAAUUGACCGAGUCCCUUCGCCGACACCUUCUCUGGGAGCGCCAGCAAAAGAGCGCGACCGCCAAUGCGUUCAAGCGACGCCACACCACCCACGACAUGAAGAAUCUCCAGGAGUACCCCGGCCCGAAAGGACCUCACCAGACUCCCGGAGGUGGCCCAUCUGGGACUGCGGACACGAAUGCGGCCAACCAAGCAUCCAAGGAUCUCGCUAAGAACGGCUCUUGGACCAAUUACGCGACAGACUUCGGCCCCUGGGAAUACCACGUCAAGGGGUGGUAA